GCUCGCUGCGUCCCAGCCGGGCCCGGAGCCCAUGGAGCGGGGGAAGAUGGCGGAGCUGGAGAGCCUGGAGUCGGCGGCGGAGCACGAGCGGAUCCUGCGGGAGAUCGAGAGCACGGACACGGCCUGCAUCGGCCCCACGCUCAGGUCUGUCUAUGAUGGCGAAGAGCAUGGUCGUUUCAUGGAAAAGCUGGAAGCCAGAAUUCGAAACCAUGACCGAGAGAUUGAGAAAAUGUGCAACUUCCAUUACCAGGGCUUUGUAGAUUCUAUCACGGAGCUCCUGAAAGUUAGGGGAGAAGCCCAGAAGCUUAAGCAUCAAGUGACAGACACGAAUAGAAAACUGCAGAGUGAAGGGAAGGAAUUGGUAGUAGCAAUGGAAGAGCUGAAACAAUGUCGACUACAACAGAGAAAUAUUUCUGCUACCGUCGAUAAACUAACAUUGUGUCUUCCUGUUCUGGAGAUGUACAGCAAACUGAGAGAGCAAAUGACAUCUAAAAGACAUUACCCUGCGUUGAAGACAUUAGAGCACCUUGAGCAUACGUACCUGCCACAGGUGAGCCACUACCGCUUCUGCAAGAUCAUGGUGGAUAAUAUCCCUAAACUGCGUGAAGAGAUAAAAGACGUUUCCAUGUCAGACCUCAAAGACUUCCUGGAGAGUAUUCGUAAGCACUCUGACAAGAUUGGAGAGACGGCAAUGAAACAGGCCCAGCAGCAAAGAAACCUGGAUAAUAUUGUAUCUCAGCACCCCAGGAUAGGUGGUGGAAAGAAAUAUAAGAGAGAUGUCUGUGCAACCUCAGAUCUGGAGGUGAAAAACACUAGCCCCAUGUCUGAACAGGAUUCGGGGAUCCUGGAUGUUGAAGAUGAGGAUGACGAUGAAGAGGUGCCUGGUGCCCAGGAUUUGGUGGAUUUCUCGCCCGUGUACCGAUGCUUGCACAUCUAUUCUGUACUGGGUGCCAGAGAAACCUUUGAGAACUACUACAGGAAACAGAGAAGAAAACAGGCUAGACUGGUGCUUCAGCCCCCCUCAAAUAUGCACGAAACUUUAGACGGCUACAGGAAGUAUUUUAAUCAAAUUGUAGGCUUUUUUGUAGUUGAAGAUCACAUCUUACAUACAACCCAGGGCUUGGUCAAUAGAGCCUAUAUCGAUGAACUGUGGGAAAUGGCUCUGUCAAAAACUAUUGCCGCACUAAGAACACAUUCAUCUUACUGCUCUGACCCAAAUCUGGUAUUAGACUUGAAGAACCUCAUAGUUCUGUUUGCAGAUACACUCCAGGGGUAUGGCUUCCCUGUAAACCAGCUGUUUGACAUGCUACUGGAAAUCAGAGACCAGUAUAGUGACACUCUGCUAAAGAAAUGGUCAGGAGUUUUCAGAAAUAUACUUGAUUCAGAUAAUUACAGUCCUAUACCCGUAGCUAAUGAAGAACUUUAUAAGAAGAUAAUAGGACAGUUCCCAUUCCAGGAUCCGGAGCUGGAAAAGCAACCGUUUCCAAAGAAGUUCCCCUUUUCUGAGUUUGUGCCUAAAGUUUACAAUCAGAUUAAAGAAUUCAUCUAUGCCUGUCUAAAGUUCUCAGAAGAUCUUCACCUGAGCUCCACGGAGGUUGACGACAUGAUUCGAAAAUCAACCAACUUGCUGCUGACUCGAAUGCUGAGCAAUUGUUUGCAGACUGUUAUUAAGAGGAGAAACACAGGGUUGACAGAGCUUGUGCAGAUUAUUAUAAAUACGACCCAUUUGGAGAAAUCCUGCAAGUUCCUAGAAGAAUUCAUAACCAAUAUCACCAAUGUACUCCCGGAGACUGUCCAUACUACCAAACUCUAUGGCACUACCACCUUCAAGGAUGCCCGCCAUGCUGCAGAGGAAGAGAUUUACACUAAUCUGAACCAGAAGAUAGACCAGUUUUUGCAGCUGGCAGAUUAUGACUGGAUGGCCGCUGAACCGGGCAGCAAAGCCAGCGAUUACCUGGUAGAUCUCAUUGCUUUCCUGCGCAGCACCUUUGCUGUGUUCACACACCUACCUGGUAAGGUGGCUCAGACUGCAUGUAUGUCUGCAUGCAAACACUUAUCCACUUCACUGAUGCAGCUGCUGCUAGAAGCUGAAGUGAGGCAGCUUACAUUGGGGGCCUUACAGCAGUUCAACCUGGAUGUAGAGGAGUGUGAACAGUUUGCCAGAUCCGGGCCAGUGCCUGGGUUCCAAGGGGACACACUGCAGUUGGCCUUCAUCGACUUGAGACAAGUAAGUCUUUGUGUUUUUGUUUUUUGUUUUUCUUUUAAGAUGUGUGACUGA
This is a messenger RNA of Terrapene triunguis (Three-toed box turtle), 2278 nucleotides long. RefSeq names its product exocyst complex component 6B (gene EXOC6B). NCBI's taxonomy places the organism in Eukaryota, Metazoa, Chordata, Testudines, Emydidae. Gene Ontology annotation, biological process: exocytosis; Golgi to plasma membrane transport; intracellular protein transport. Gene Ontology annotation, cellular component: exocyst; membrane. The record is from RefSeq and is a predicted model, not a curated record. Bases 32 to 2278 code for a protein of 748 amino acids. The transcript has 20 exons.